CAUCAGUGCCACCCUGUGGGAUCAUACGUCCCACACAUCUUUACAUUGGUGGCAUCGCUCUGGGAUAAUCGCACCACACGAAACCCUCCGAAGAUUACUACAUCACACGAAGUCCCUCUGAAGACAGUUUAUUGAUUCCUGCAAGCGGAGACACCUUUGUCAACUUCUGUCACUGCAAGACUUCAUCUCAAGAUACAUCUGCGAAUUCCCGACAUCAAGCAAGAAGCCAGUCUUCCCUGCCGAGUUGACAUCGCGCCUCCCUCAGCGCACAGUACUUCAACACCUGUCGCAGUCUUCAACAUUUGCUGCAGUUGCCUGAUGCCUGCAACAUCAAUCAACACUGCCCUGCCAGUACCUCAAGAGCCAGACGCCCCCUGCUGAAGCCCACCGCUGACCUUGACUCUCGGAUCACCACGUCGCUGCCCUCGCCGCCGAUCCCUGGCGCGCCAAGCCUCGUUCGCCCCGUUAACGAGCCCAUCUCACGGACGUUCUCGCUGUUGCAUCACCUGCCGACCCCUUCUGUCCCCCACUGCACAUCGCUGCAACUCCGGCCGUGUCCGCCGCCUCGUCCGUUGGUGAUCGCCGCCUGACGUCCUCGCCGCAUCUCGUCUCACUCACGGACGCCAUCGCAUCACCUGCCGAUGCCCCUUGUUAUCUGCUGCAACUCCGGCCGUGUCCGCCGCCUCGUCCGCUGGUGACUGCCUCCCGACGUCCUCGCCGCAUCUCGUCGCAUCUCGCCCCACUCACCACACCUGAUGCCCUGUGCUGGUGACCCUGGCAAGAAUGGUCCUGUCUUGCCUGCCGAACCUCGUGACGCCAUCACCAUGGUGCUCCUCCUCUCCCGAGAUGACGAAUCCUUCUCGCCAACGACGUGAUCCUGAUUCUUCGAAGACCUCGCUCUCAAGAUUCUCCUCUCAGUCCUCAUCUCCUCGCCAACAACUUGGUCCAGAAUCUUCUAGAACGGUGUGCGUGUCAUUUACGACUGACACGGCGCUUGACAAGUUAACUGUGUCUUCAAGCGAUCCUGUGGAACGAUUGACAAGCUCCUUGACUGAUCAUCACUGCUGCUCCCGUCAAGACCACCUGCGCUUCAGAACAGUGACCUGUGCAAACAAGCUCCCUAGGCCCCUGACCUUAGAAGUCACCUGUGCGACCUUCCCUCCUGCUCAUCUGCAAGAUACGAGACUUCCUGUGUCGCUUGCCUCCGUCACCUAUCUCCUGUCAUCCACCUGCAUCGUCUACCCAAGAAUCGAGGACGAUUCUUCUUAGGUGACCGAGCGAUGUAGUGAAAUGGAUACGUGAUCUUUAUGCCUCACAUACCAGAAAAGCCAUGUGUGCCUUCUCUUAUAAUAACUCCACUGUCCUCAGCCGACCCCAACAGGUCUACAGCCGUGA
Molecule: messenger RNA, 1395 nt
Organism: Penaeus monodon (black tiger shrimp)
Lineage: Eukaryota; Metazoa; Arthropoda; Malacostraca; Decapoda; Penaeidae
Exons: 2
Coding region: 784-1269 (161 amino acids)
Source: RefSeq, a predicted model, not a curated record